AUGUCUUGCAGAAGCUUGUUAGAUGUCAUCCAAGCACCGUUCACAAGAAAUCGGCAUCAGUCUCAAUCCGCGCAGCGAGAAGCCCAGCCGCUGUCAGCUUCGAGGCAAAAGGACCAGCGACAAGCGGAUGCUGAAGCCACCGAACAAAAUCUCAAGGCCGCAAAAGCAAAUGCUGUUCGGAACGCCCAGCAAGGACUUCCAGCAAACCCUGAACCAUUACCUGGUACUUGGUCUGGGCGACUCCUCGGAUCUUUACGAGGUAGUCUGGGCUCAAUAUGGAAUACUCUGACACAAGCGAACGAAGCAGAUACAGCAGUCUCCAAUGGAAAUGCAACUGCCGACAACAAAUCUUCUGGACCUGGUGCAACAGUCGCGACGAGUGACGGAGCAAUGGAGAUACACACACCCCAAAUAGCUACACCUUCCAAAAUUCGUCAAGCAAGCCGACUUGAAUUAUACAGCGAAGACUUCCUUCGAAGUCCGCAAGAAGAACGCAGAGCUUCGAAAGUCGCUGCGCAAGGGCCAUCCACCGAUGGGAAGACAAGCCAGAUGCAACGCUCAGUUGCUGAAAGAGGUGAUAGCUGUACAUUGGAAGAAGACACACAGCAUGAGGACACAAAGGAUUGUGACGAUAAUGCGGACAACGCGACAAGUUCCUUGAGUUCCUUGAUGAUGUCUGGUGCUCUCUCCGGGAGGCCCAGCCAGCAACAUUCGGCAGACGAGCAAGUCUCUCAUUCAGAUGAGCCUCAGAACACGAACUAUCAUGAUGAUGUCGUGGACAACACUGGGGGUUCCUCGCCCAUGCCUGACGUACACCAGGAGGGAUUGAACCAGGAGAAGUCGACAGAGCAAGCACCAGAUUCAGAUCCACGUCAGAGCUCAAAUGACCAUGAUGACAAGACGGACAAGAGAAGGCGUUCCUCGUCGAUGCUCGACGUACCCGCCGAGCCACUGAACCAUCACAAUGCGACAGACGAGUCAGCAGCAGACCAAGACCUACCUGAGAGUACGGGCGCCUGUGAUGACGGCGCAGACAACGCAGCAACUUCUCCACCGACGUCUGGUGCACUUUCCGAGGUAUCGAAUGGACUCGAGUUGAUCGAUCAGCUGAAUACAGCUUCACGUCGAUCUCACGACUCAUACGGCAAGUACAGUCUGCGCAAUCCCAACGUCUGCGAUUGUGACUACUCCUACGCGCACACUGCAGACUGCCCGCUGGAUAGCGAAGGCGCUCGUGUUCAAACUGAUGACGAGAGGCGACGGACUUUUCCUGGGAGGCUUGGUGUGCCGGAUGACCAGGACACUGCACUGGCCUCAUCUCCCAGUGAGCAGAACGAUGUAGAUCCUACUGAAGAGGACGAAAUUCAGCAAUCAAACAACAUCGAUGAUGCACCAGGCGAUACAGGUGCUGCUCAGACCCCGUCGUCGAAUGUAUACGAACAGAAUUUCCAAGUCAACAUGGUCCGUGAGAUUGUCUACGACCAUGAUCCAUUCCCUCGCUUCACAGAGCCGUCACCAUAUCGGUCGACACGAUCGCUCCACGACAAUUGGGCACAAAAUGGAGGUGACACUGGCGACCUCGCAAGGGCCACAUAG
This is a messenger RNA of Zasmidium cellare ATCC 36951, 1596 nucleotides long. RefSeq lists its product as uncharacterized. The coding region runs from base 1 to 1596 and encodes 531 amino acids. The transcript is spliced from 2 exons. NCBI's taxonomy places the organism in Eukaryota, Fungi, Ascomycota, Dothideomycetes, Mycosphaerellales, Mycosphaerellaceae. The record is from RefSeq and is a predicted model, not a curated record.